AUGGCAGCCAGAAACUCUCAAGUCGAGCGAUCCGGAGGAUACUUUACAUCAAAACGACACAACACUACCUACGAUCAUAUCUCACCAUUGCGACUGGACAUGAGCGAGCGACACAUUCUAGUCACUGGCGCGGCCUGGGACAGUGGUGUUGGGUAUGCUACAGCCACGGCCUUCGCUCGUGCGGGAGCGUCUGCAAUAGCUGUGGCCGAUUUGCACGGUGUGUCAGACGAGCUCGUGAAGCAGCUCAAGGGUGCUGCAGUGCAAGCCGGACGUUCUGAACCUCUAGUGUUAAGCUAUCAGGUUGACAUCACAAAACAGGAGAGCGUCCAGGCAAUGUAUGAAAGUGUCCUAAAAGCAUUCAACGGCAGAUUGGACGUUCUUGUAAACAAUGCCGCCCACAUGGAGCCGAACAAAUCCACCCUCGAAUCAGACCCAGAUGUCUUAUGGCGGACAUGGGAGGUCAACAUCCAUGGUCUCAUCAGCAUGUCUCGUGCUUUUCUACCCAUGUUGUUAUCAACCUCGAGCAGCAGCAGCAGUGGGUUGUGCACCAUGAUCAACGUAGCCUCAUCAGGCGCAUUGAGUGCUCGUCCUACCACCGCAAGCUAUCGGAGCUCGAAACUGGCAAUGCUGAGAUGGACCGAAUCUCUGGCGCUUGAAUAUGGUGGGCAAGGUCUCUUGACAUUUUGUGUAAACCCUGGUGCCAUCAAGACGAAGAUCAGUGAAGGAGCAGCGCCCGAAAGUGUUCGCAACUCGUUUCCAGAUCAGCCCGAACUACCUGGUGAUACGAUCACUUGGUUGGCUGCUGAGCGCAGGGAGUGGUUGGCUGGAAGAUAUGUUAGCUGUCCCUGGGAUAUGGAGGAGCUCAUGACCAAGAAGGACGAGAUUGUUGAGCAGGACAAGCUGAAGUUGAGAAUGGUGUUCUGA
Molecule: messenger RNA, 924 nt
Organism: Aureobasidium pullulans EXF-150
Lineage: Eukaryota; Fungi; Ascomycota; Dothideomycetes; Dothideales; Saccotheciaceae
Product: NAD(P)-binding protein
Exons: 1
Coding region: 1-924 (307 amino acids)
Source: RefSeq, a predicted model, not a curated record